Molecule: messenger RNA, 1775 nt
Organism: Branchiostoma belcheri (Belcher's lancelet)
Lineage: Eukaryota; Metazoa; Chordata; Leptocardii; Amphioxiformes; Branchiostomatidae
Exons: 6
Coding region: 676-1725 (349 amino acids)
Source: RefSeq, a predicted model, not a curated record
CUCCCAAACAAAUAGUAAACAGCACUGUCCCAGGUCGGGUCGAACAAGCCGAAAGUCAUCCGUUUGUCUGGUGGGCAGAAUUGUAAAAUCUAGACUUUCAGCUUGUCUUAGGUCUCCAAGGCCAGCUUUAGGAGUAUCUUAGAGCUGCGGAGACUUUGUUGGCCUCCUUUAGGGGACAGACGUCCUUUUUUGGCGGGCCCGGUUUGGAAUCUUGGGUAGCGCCGUACGAGCGGUCAGCGGUGUCUGCCCCUCCACUCUGCGCUAUUUGAGGCAUCGCAGUCAAAUCGAUCUACAGACUGCAUUUUCGGUGACUGAGCAGCGCUGAACCCACCACCUGCUCCACCGAAGCUGUGCCACCGAAGCUGUGCUAAAUAUAGUCCUCACCUCACCCAAGUAAAUAUUGAGUUGGGGAGGGCUAUAUCUCACAAGCUUGCAUCAGUCAGUAUUAGUAUCACAGAUAUUCAUGUUAGCAUUGUCCAGUAUGGAUGUCAACAUCAUUGCCAUGUGGUUCGCUACUAGUCUAUCUCUUUAGAAACCCAUAAAUUUGUUCCUGUUGUGGAAAGUAGCAACCUUUCUGUCACCAUGGCUGUGCCGAUGCUGGCUUAAGGGAAAGGUGGUGUGGUGUGAGGGUAGGGUGCUUUGAGCCGUUUGGGUGGCCGGGCGGUGCGGAGACCAAUGAAAACCAUGGUCCUGCCGGCCUUGACGGCCCUGAAGACGAGCGGUGUGCAGUCCUGGCUGGGGCAGGAGCUGGAGAUGCGCGGGAUCGAUGCCAUGAUCUACACGCGCUACAUUCUCAGCAUCCUGCUCCAGGAGGAUGUGGACGAGAUGGCCGAGGUGGACGUCGACGGGGGCACCGGCUUCGGGCGCAAGAUGGGGUACGUGAAGGUCAAGGGCAAGAAGAAGGGGCGCGUGGACAAGGAAGAGCUGAAGAAAACAGCAGCUGUCCAGUGUCUGCAGUCUGUGUCUGAUCAGGAUGCUGGGAUAGAGAGCCUUGUGGAAGAGCUCUGCUGUCGUCUGAAGGAGCUACAAGCACAGAAGGAAGCCCAGCCUGACGGGGAGAAGGAGAACGUGAGCCCUGCCGUCGAGGAGGGAGAAGACAACUCCACUUCCCCUGAGGAUCAGGCUCAGAGGUACUACGAGGCGUUUCCUGCCCUGGGUGACACUGCGGAGCCUGUCACUGUUGCGGCUGCCCCCACCUGGUGUGCCAAGCCUGAGGGCUCUGGUGUAAGCAGUGGGAAAAACAGCAGCAAAGGCAGAAGCAAGUCAUCUUCUGCUUCCUCCAGCCCUCAACAAAGUGCCACACCCGACAACACCACACCCACCAACAAAGUUUCCCAUGGCAACAAGUAUGGAGCUGCAUCAGGCAGCAGGGUGAGCCGCAAGGGCUCCGGAGUCGGGAAGAGAGACAGCGCCCCGUCGGGGUUGAAGGGCGGAGGUCAAGGGGUGAAAGGGCGAGACAGGAAGACGGGCAAGUUGCCCGGACAUUCGUCCCGUCGGUCGAAGAAGAGCAAUUCCCCACCUUCAAGUAACCACCGGGGGACCCCACCCUUCGUUCUCCCGAAGAUUGGAGGGAAAAGGCGUGCGUUCAGCUCUUCAGCAUCAGACCACAUGAAGAGCCUUCCUCUGUGGUACACAGAGCCUGUGGGGGAGGAGAAGGUGGCUGUGGCCACCAGGAGAAGUGAGGGGGACCUAUCCCUUCAUAGACAAGGCCAGUGCCACGGCUGAGAUGAGCUACUGGUACGACAGCCCCAUGUUUGAGGAUUUCUUCGAGGGGA